AUUUUUGAAUAGUUGUGAAUUAAAAAGCAAAAAGUAAAUUUAACAUUAAAGGAUCCAAACUUUGAACAGCUUUCCUAACUAUAAUGGGACCCUAUCUGGAAUAACAGUCAGCAUAAUUCAAGCGCUCUAAAAUAAGCGCAUAUUUUCAAGACUUGCUAGACAUGAAUGAGAAGAAGCAAAAGUGACGAUAAAUUUCAAAUCACUUUUGUUUCUUCUCAAUCACAAUAGGCAAGUCUUAAAAAUUGGCCUCCAGUUGAAAGCUUGAAACAUGUCGACUGCCUUUCGAUUUGCGUAUUUUUGAAACGGACAGCAAGUUUUCAAGCAAGUUGAAACAGAUUAACUUGAAUGCCCACAGAUGGCGCUCGAAUCGCAUUAAUGUUUUUUUUUCUUUUCUGUUUUAGUUUGAUUUCUAUAGCUUCGAUGAAAGAAGAUCGUUUUUUAUGUUAAGUCCGCGUCCUCUCAUUAAAAUUGUUUAAUUAUUAGAAUUCGUUUUCUUUUGAACACAAGCGAAUCAGAUUUGCGAGCGAAGUCUGGUAAAUAGAUAAGAUCCAGGUAAGAGAGAAAAUUAGAAUUAUUUCUACUAUACCUUUUUCAUGGUGCCGAAAACACCGAGACUAUUACUGUUUAUUACUUGUUGUUUAUAAGAAUUUGAAAACGAAAAUGACGGAUGAAGCGAAACUAAAAACGAGAAGAGGCGGUUUAAGAACAAGUGCCACUAAACUCAUGACUAAAAUUGACGAAGCUUUAGAAAAUUCGAAUUUAGAAUAUUUAGAAGUAGCACUUGUACAGUUAAAAGAAAAACAAAUGAUUGAACUAGAUAAACUCAUUAUUGAUAAAAUCGAAGACUGUAAACAAAUAACAGCAGAAGUUGAAUCAUCUGAAGAAUGUAGAGAUAAAAUUAUUCUCUAUAAGUUUAAAAUUGAGAAAAUUCUCAAAAAGACUGCAAUCGAAAAAGAAACUGUUAGCGUCGAAAGCUCAAAUACAACUGUUAGUGACUUAUUCCAAAAUUCAAAAGCUCAAAUUAAAAUUAAAUUACCUAAGAUUUACAUUGAAAAAUUUGAAGGCAAUCAUGAAAACUUUCAGGAAUUUUGGUCUCAGUUUAGGAACGCGAUUCAUAAUAAUCAAAAUUUGAAUAAAAUCGACAAAUUCACAUACUUAAAAAGUUUACUGAAAUCAAAAGCACAAAUCGCGAUACAGGGUUUGACAUUGUCUGAGAAAAACUACGAUAUUGCAAUUAAUAUUCUUGAAGAGCGAUACGGCAAAAAAUAAAUUUUGAUUAGAUCACAUAUUAAUAGCGCUCCGCGAAUUAUACGAUACGUGUGAAAUUCAAAUACGUAUUUUAGAAUCACUUGGCAUCGAACUUGAAAGUUACGGUAAUUGACUUUUCCCAAUUAUAACUAAAUUAAUACUUGAUAGUUUAAUUUUAAAUUAUAAUCGCGAAUAUAAAAACGAAACAGAUUCAUGGAACGUAACAAAAUUGUUAGAGUAUUUAAAAUCCGAAA
This is a messenger RNA of Parasteatoda tepidariorum (common house spider), 1502 nucleotides long. The record is from RefSeq and is a predicted model, not a curated record. NCBI's taxonomy places the organism in Eukaryota, Metazoa, Arthropoda, Arachnida, Araneae, Theridiidae.